UUGAAAGUGCCUUGUUACCUAUUAUCAGUAUUUUUUAUUCUACCCAGCUGUCAAGACACAAUGUCAGCGAUUGUAAUUUAUGUGUAUGUUUGUAAAUGUUUUAUAAAUAUAAAGCUUUAUUAGAUAUAAAUAUUGCACAUUUUUGUCAAGUGAAUCCUUUAAAAGUAGUUAUUUGAAGAUUGAAACAAAAAGGUCAGAACUUAUUAUAAAAGCAAGUUAAAUAACCAUUGAGUAUAUAAACGCCUAUUUUGUAAGCAAUAAUGACACAUAUAUGCAGUUUUUUUGCCACCGUUACUCAAACAGGUUCUUUCUCUAACUCAAGUUCUAUUCAAAAGGUGGCAUCAGAGUUGUUUUAUUAGAAUGAGAGUGGAGAAGCCGCUUUUUCGGCGUCUUGUAAGAGGUCAAGAUGAUUUUUAAUAAGGAGUGAAUUCGCGUGAAAACGUCAAGAUGCUUUUAAACAGACACCAGAUCUUUUUAAGAAUCACUUAAACUUGGAAUAUGGAGACAUAAAAUAAUAAUAUUCAAAUGAAACUUUUCAGAAGGAUUUCAAAACGGAUUUAUUUAUUGUUUGAUGAAAUAAAAGUUUUUAUUUCCUUGAUAUAGAUUUUUGAGACAUUUACUGGUCUAUAGAAAAAAGUUUGUACGAGACAAUAAAUUAUUCUAAAAACUAAAAAUCCAUCAUCAUCUAACUCUGAUUGUCAGAUAAAAUAUCACAGAUUACAUUGUCGAAUCAACUUUUAACUCCUGCAUUGCAAAAUUGUUCAAAUUAUUUCAUUAAUAUUCAUACUAACAUUAUUUUUUUCUUGGAAUUUGAAUUUAAAAUCAACAUUACUUGUUUUUCUCUUCUUUUAAAAAGAAAAAAAAAACUGAAAUUAAAGGGGAACUUCCAAGGUUUUAUUUAUUUCAAAUUGUUGACUGAUAUUCUUUAGCUUUAUAGCACAAGGAAAGUAAGUUAUUUUGUUUUUGUUACAUUUUUAUAUUGAACUUAUUUAUUUCUGUUUUGCCAUUUCAGGUGACCAAGCUUUCCUGAACUGGUUCCUGCAAAUUAUCUCUCGUCUCGAUGGAAUGCGCCGACAAUGUUAUAAAAAAAAAUCCAACUGCUGCUCAAAUUUCAUAGAAAAACUUCUAGAACAGGUUGGCAUGAAAUUCGGCGAUGGCAAAUUAAUAGGGAGAACGAUUAACCUGGUCAACGACCGGUCCGACCGCUCCCUUCUCUUCUUUGGCCUUUAUUCGCAAAAAUAUAAAUACGCACCCGCCGCAACGAAUUUCAAGCAAUUCACAAUGAGAGCGGUCGCCGUCGUAGUGCUGCUGGCCGCUGCCGCGGUCACCACCGCACCUGUUGACACCGAGGAGGUCAUCACCACAGAGGAAGUCCUCGAGACCAACAAGGUGCUGAUAGACGUUGCUACUGACCUUGAGUCGGCCAACAACCCCGUCAUUCCCAAAGCUCGAUCCGCACAAAUUUCUGCGGGACAAGUUUUAAAUCCUCUGCCACCGACCAACCCACCAGUGCCAACAAACCCCACAAACGCCCCCAACCCCACAAAUCCAACCAAUCCUCCAAAUGAUCCUAACCCACCAAUUUCUCAAGCGAGCCAAUUCAAUGCCAAUCAGCCUUCGUCAGACACUUUCCGUAGUCCUGCUCAACAGCAAUUUACAGAUGAAACCCGGAAAGGAUCAAAUAGCCCCAGGCAGAACUACCCUCAGCAAGGCUACUUCCCUCAACAGCAGCAACAGCAAGGAUAUAAUCCUCAACAGCAGGGCUACAAACCCCAGCAAGGUUACUACCCCCAGCAACAACAGCAAGGAUAUAAUCCUCAACAACAGGGCUACUACCCUCAGCAGGGCUAUUUCCCACCCCCACCUCAGGGAUACAACCCUCAGCAAGGAAACUUCCCUCCCCCACCUCAGGGAUACAACCCUCAGCAAGGAAACUUCCCUCCCCCUCCUCAGGGAUACAACCCUCAGCAAGGAAACUUCCCUCCCCCUCCGCAGGGAUACAACCCCCAGCAAGGAAACUUCCCUUCUCCACCUCAGGGAAACAACCCACAGCAGGGCAGCUUUCCUCCGCCACCUCAAGGAUACAACCCCCAGCAGGGUAGCUUCCCUCCUCCACCUCCAGGAUACAAUCCUCAGCAAGGAAACUAUCCUCCACCACCCCAAAGCUACAACCCACAACAGGGCGGAUACUACCCUCCUCCUCCUCCACCACCUCAAGGCGGUUACAACCCCCAGCAGAACGUUAACCCUCAGCAAGGAUACUUCCCUUCUCAACUACCACCUUAUAACCCCAAUUCUCCCCAGGGCCAAGCGCAAAAGCAGCAGGAUCCAUCCCCUCAGAACCAAAAUAAUAAUCAACCUCCCAACCCCCAAUCAGGUCAGCAGUACGGUCCCUGCCCAGCUUUUGCACAGCAGCAGGGUGGACUACCACCUCCCCCACCUCCAGCCCAGCAACAAGGCUUUCCACCCCAGCAAAACGGUCCUCCUCCACCACCCCCGCCGGCCCAACAGCAGGGGUAUUACCCUCCUCAACAGCAGGGUGGAGUUGGAGCAGUCGGGUCUGUCGGCGCCGUUGGCUCAAUAGGCAUCGUGCCUACGCCACGACCUCCUGCAAGCCAAACAACACCCAGUGCGUGAAAAUUUGCUAUGAACUGAAAAGACUAGGUUGCAAAAAUUUCAAAGUAUUUAUUUAUUUAUGUGAUGUAUAUAAAUUUAAAUUAUAUUUUUUUAAUAUAAAAUAAAAAUGAUAUUUUCAAA
Molecule: messenger RNA, 2757 nt
Organism: Neocloeon triangulifer
Lineage: Eukaryota; Metazoa; Arthropoda; Insecta; Ephemeroptera; Baetidae
Product: proline-rich protein 2-like
Exons: 2
Coding region: 1066-2637 (523 amino acids)
Source: RefSeq, a predicted model, not a curated record